UUUUCGCGAAAGUUUCGCUCCUGCGGCAGCGAAAUAUUUCAGAAUUUUGAUAGUUUCGCUAGUUUCAGAGCGAAUAUUGGUGUAAGUUUACCUGGAGAACGUACAUUCGCAAAACUUACGGCGAAAGCAAUACAUUAGGGCUAGUUAUCGCAAGUUGCGUUUUUGAAACCGCAGGGGUUUCGCUGCAUAUUUCAAGCUUUCGGUGCAUGUGCAGCUUUCACUUCAAGAAAAAAACCAUCCUUAACUUACAGCAGCUAUCAGCACAAUCCCAUAGCUCAGAUGGUAGAGCGUCGGAUUCGUAUCACCAAGGGUUCAUGUUCGAUCCUCAAGGCAAUCAAUUCUGUUUACGUGGAUUAAACUACUACAUUAGAAAUAUAAACAUUAAUUAAUACUGGAGAUGUUUGGAUUUAUUUAUUUAGAGCUUUUCUUUCUGUAACCAAAUUUGAAUGACAAUUAUCAUUCUCAUAUUGACAUCAAUGUCGACAGCAGACGACGUUGAGUUGAGGUUUGUUGUUGUCCGUCAUUCACUCUUGGUAUUACAUUUCUCUAAAUAUGCCAAUCUGGAAACGUAAUCCCCCUUGCAAAGCCCAAACCAUUCUCACCAACAUGUUUAUUAAUAACCAAAUUCCCCCUGACGCAAGUCCUGCUUCUAUCCAAAAGUUACAUGACGAGUUCGAGCCGUUUAGUUCAUCUGUUUUUCGAGGUGCUUUCAACGAGACUCGCAAUAAGUAUGGGACUGAAUUUGCAGUGAAACGAACUUCUUCAGCAGCCGGAUUUGCCGACUCAGACAGCUGUGCUGGUGGUUCUGGCAGCACUGACUGUCGGCCAAAACGUUUCAAGCCAGAUCCAGAAUUAACCUGUGAUGAUGAAGACGAACUGGACGCAAAAAUUGCACACAAAAACCAACCAGUGCUGAUGACGGUUUACCGUGAUCCCGUCACUGAGCAAGAAAAAGUUUGCAUUGUUGUGUCACUCCCUGGAGGCGCUUCUGAUGUCGAAUUCUCUCUCGUCGGCAGUGGACCAGGCCGUUCUACAGCCAGAAUAACGUACUCCUGGCCCAAAAUCCUGUUUGACAUCGAGGCAAUCUUCAAAAAAGCCAUCACCAGUUCGGAAUUACCAGUUUGUCAUCCCAAAAUUAUUGCCCUGAAAAACGAAUUGAAAAACAAUCGUGAUUCAAUCGACUCCACCCCUAAAGGAUCGAUGGAGUUGACUUUACCGAUCAACUUGGUCUCCGCGAGAGAAGUUACUUAA
Daphnia magna is the source of this 1251-nucleotide messenger RNA. RefSeq lists its product as uncharacterized. The coding region runs from base 553 to 1251 and encodes 232 amino acids. Lineage: Eukaryota; Metazoa; Arthropoda; Branchiopoda; Diplostraca; Daphniidae. The record is from RefSeq and is a predicted model, not a curated record. The transcript is spliced from 3 exons.